Messenger RNA from Quercus lobata, 2224 nucleotides. Its product is annotated as pentatricopeptide repeat-containing protein At5g59600-like. Gene Ontology annotation, biological process: RNA modification. Gene Ontology annotation, molecular function: protein binding; RNA binding. Lineage: Eukaryota; Viridiplantae; Streptophyta; Magnoliopsida; Fagales; Fagaceae. Bases 322 to 2037 code for a protein of 571 amino acids. The transcript has 2 exons. The record is from RefSeq and is a predicted model, not a curated record.
ACUCGAUUUUUAUUUCUUCCUCGAUUUUUAUUUGGAACUCGACUUUUGCAAUGGGGCUACAUUCCUUAAAAAAAACCUACAAGUUGGAACUUAAAAGACAUAUGAACAGUUUCCUCCUCUCCUCUCCUGCACCGUUUAUCUCACAUAGUUUGAUAUCAUAAUUCAUACACCCUGCCCUUGAUGUCACUCACUCGCUGGUCCUGUUGUUUAGUCCUUGAUUCAGUCUCAUGUCAAUCACAAGCUUCAUAUACAAAAAGAGGGUUAUGACACAUUCAUGGGUUUGGAUUAUCUAUCUGCGUUCAUAGGGCACUUCAUUAAAUAAUGAAAACACUGCCCCUGAAGUCAUUUGGUUUGUUCCCAAAUUGGUUCGCUACGUGUUUGCAUAAAUGCCUGAAAGAGAAGGCUUUGCGACCCGGCAAGCAAGUUCAUGCAAUGUUGUUGACUAGUGGGAUGGACAUGAAGGUGUUGUCUAUGAGCUCAAAGCUUGUUGGGAUGUAUGCAAGUUGUGGGGAUAUGAGCUCUGCGCGGAUGGUGUUCGAGAAAAUUCAGAACCCGAAUGUCUUCGCAUUGAAUUGGAUGGUAUUGGCUUGUGCGUUUAAUGGGUAUUAUGAAGAGGCAAUUGGGUAUUUUUGUUUGAUGCAAGAACUGGGAAAUGUUGGUAAUAAGUUCACUUUUUCGAUUCUGUUGAAAGCGUGUGUUGGCUUAAUGGAUGUGAAGAAGGGGAAAGAAGUUCAUGCUGUGGGGAAGAAGAUGGGUUUUGUAGAUGAGGUGUCAGUGGCAAAUGCUUUGAUUGAUAUGUAUUGUAAAUGUGGAAGAGUUUGUUAUGCUCAGAGGGUGUUUGAUAGGAUGGUUAAGAGAGAUGUUGCUACUUGGACUUCUAUGAUUUGUGGGUAUUGUAAUAUAGGAAAGACUGGAAAAGCUCUUGAUUUGUUUCAGAGGAUGAAGUUAGAAGGAUUAGAACCAAAUGAUUUCACGUGGAAUGUGAUGAUAGCUGGUUAUGCUCGGGAUGGAGAUAUUAAAGGAGCAUUUGCGCUCUUCUCUAGAAUGACUAGAGAAAGGUUGGUUCCUGAUUUGGUCACUUGGAAUGCAAUGAUUUCAGGUCUAGUGCAAAGCCAGCAAGCUGGCGAAGCAUUCAAGUUGUUUCGGGAUAUGUUGGUUUCAGGGAUUAAACCCAAUCUUGUGACUGUGACAGGAUUGCUCCCUGCAUGUGGAUUGACAGGUUCAAUGCAAAGAGGAAGAGAAAUUCAUGGAUUGAUCUACAGGAUGGGGCUUGAUAUUAAUAUCUUUGUUGCUAGUGCACUUAUUGACAUGUACUCGAAAUGCGGCAGUGUGAAGAAUGCUCAAAAUGUCUUUGACAGGAUUCCUGUCAAGAAUAUCGCGUCUUGGAAUGCCAUGAUUGGUUGCUAUGGGAAGCAUGGCAUGGUUGAAUCGUCAAUACAGUUGUUUAAGAGGAUACAAGAAGAAGGAAUACAGGCAAAUGAAGUGACUUUUAUUUGCAUUCUUUCUGCAUGCAGCCAUAAUGGUUUAGUAGAAGAAGGUUUGAAGAUUUUUAGGUCCAUGAAAGAGAGUUAUGGGAUUGAGGUUGGAAAAGAGCAUUAUGCUUGCGUUGUUGAUCUUUUGUGUCGUUCAGGGAGGAUGGUAGAAGCUUAUGAGUUGGUGAAGGAGAUGCCAAUGGAAGUGCCAGAGUCAAUUGUUGGAGCUUUCUUCAAUGGUUGUAAAAUCCAUGGAAGAAAAGAUCUGGCUAAAAUGAUGGCUCAGGAUAUUCUGAAGAUGGAGUUGAAGAAACCUGGAGGUUAUGUGACACUUUCAAAUAUUUAUGCUGCUGAUGGUGAUUGGGAAGAGGUUGAGAAUGUAAGGAAGAUGAUGAAGGAAAGUAACAAUCAUAAGAAGCCUGCUUUUAGUUGGGUAGAGAAAAGAAAUGAGUUUGUUGGAGAGGGAAAAGAAAGUGAUGUAGUUGAAAUGGGAGCAGACAAGAUCAAAAAGGCCAAAAACGAUGGAGAGUCCAAAGAUUUAGAUUCUACAGGACUUGGUGGUUAAGCAAUUAGAAUUAGUGGGGCUGCCAUUUGAGUACCAAAUUCUUUUUUUUCUUUUACUUUUCUUCUUCCUUCUAAGAAAAUUAUUUCAACAAGUGUAGACUUCGAAUAUAAAUUUUUUCAGGGACAUAAACAUAUAAAAAGGAAUUGAGACAAAAAUAAUUUACUAGGGAUCUCAGCAUACCUGUUUU